Molecule: messenger RNA, 1439 nt
Organism: Diceros bicornis minor
Lineage: Eukaryota; Metazoa; Chordata; Mammalia; Perissodactyla; Rhinocerotidae
Product: olfactory receptor 5M10-like
Exons: 1
Coding region: 218-1165 (315 amino acids)
Biological process (GO): G protein-coupled receptor signaling pathway; sensory perception of smell
Cellular component (GO): membrane
Molecular function (GO): olfactory receptor activity; odorant binding; G protein-coupled receptor activity
Source: RefSeq, a predicted model, not a curated record
GUAUAUAUAUAUAGAGAGAGAGAACAGAGAUAGAGUGUGAAAAUAUUUACAUAGAAAUCUUGAUGUGUGUGUUGAAAAGAGAAGAGUAAUUUCCUCAUAGAUGAAUUGAUCAAUAAGUAAGUGAUAAAAUGGAUGGAAUAAAAUAAUAAAAGCAGAAUCUGGAUCAGACAGAAUUCCUCACUUUCUUUGUCACUGUCAGUUUUCAAGGGCUAAGAAAAUGUCUUCUCAAAACCACACUGUAGUGAGGGAAUUCAUUCUCUUGGGACUCACAGAGGAUCCAGUGCUAGAAAAGAUCCUGUUUGGGGUGUUUCUGGUGAUCUACCUAAUCACACUGGCAGGGAAUCUGUGCAUGAUCCUGCUGAUCAAGACCAAUUCCCACCUCCAAACGCCCAUGUAUUUCUUCCUUAGCCACCUCUCCUUUGUAGACAUUUGUUAUUCCUCCAACAUUACUCCAAAUAUGCUGCAUAAUUUCCUCUCAGACCAGAAGACCAUCUCCUAUGCUGGAUGCUUCAUGCAGUGUCUUCUCUUCAUUGCGCUGGUGAUCACUGAGUUAUAUAUCCUUGCUUCCAUGGCAGUGGAUCGCUAUGUUGCCAUUCGCAGCCCUUUACAUUACAGCACCAAAAUGCCCAGGAACAUUUGUAUCUCUCUAGUCAUGGUCCCUUAUACUUUUGGCUUCCUCAGUGGACUCUCUCAGACACUGCUGACUUUUCACUUGUCCUUCUGUGGCUCCCUUGAAAUCCAUCAUUUCUACCGUGCUGACCCUCCUCUUCUAAUGUUGGCCUGCUCUGACACCUAUGUCAAGAAGACGGCAAUGUUUGUAGUCGCUGAUUUUACUCUCUCAAGCUCCCUCUUCAUCAUUCUCCUGUCCUACCUUUUCAUUAUUACAGCUGUCUGGAGGAUCCGUUCUGCUAAAGGCAGGCACACAGCCUUUUCUACCUGUGCUUCCCACCUUACAACAGUCACCAUAUUUUAUGGAACCCUCUGCUGCAUGUACUUAAGGCCCCCAUCUGAGACGUCUAUAGAGGAGUCCAAAAUAAUUGCAGUCUUCUAUACGUUUUUGAGCCCAAUGCUGAACCCAUUGAUCUACAGUCUAAGGAACAAGGAUGUGAUCCAUGCCAUGCAGCAAAUGAUUAAGGGAAAUCUCUUUCAUAAAAUUGCAGUUUAAGCAUGUGUUCAUUUGUCAUUACUAAGUGUCAGUGAUGACGUGGUGACUCCCUUCAAAGAACAAACCUACUAUUCUAUAGUCAUGAUUUGUUUAUCUUCAUGAACUGUCAAUGACAUUAGCUAAAUUCUCCGCAAAAUUAAUACCUUCAAGACAAGUUGUUUUAAUAAAAACUGUAAUAUUGAAAUUAAACAAUAUUUUCUUUAGCAGAGAACCUCUAAAAAUAAAAUGGGCAGUAUCCAAUAAUUCCAUAUAAUACUUUAAUAUCUUUACUUAC